CAUGUCUCAUUAGUGUUUAGUAACAGAUCUCGCAAAGAUGUUUGCCAGAAGGAGAUCUUCGCCGUUGUCAUCGUCGUCGCCGACAAAACUCGCGUUAAUAUCGGGUCUAUUCCUGUGCCUAGUGGCACUACAAGUCGAUCGGACAGGGUCCAUGUCAUUGGAUCGCCUGGCCAUAGAUCGUAGCAAUGAAUUACAACAACAAAACGACAAACAAUUGGAGUACAGUGAAGAGUUGGCCCUUGAGUCGGAAAAUAAGUCAGAACAACAACAACAACAACAACAAGAACAAAGUGUCAGUGAAUUGAGUGAUGAUGAAAAUAGUGGUGAUAUUACAUUGGUGCCCGUGGAAGAGGGACAAAGUGAUGUGUAUCUCUUGGUGCCAGCCAACAAGGAGGAAAAUUCUCUCCAAAAUUUAAUCGAUUUCGAUAACAAUGAAGAGGUCGGUAAUUUGGAGAAUUCCUCGGAUAUGUUAAUGUUGGAAAGUGUUGAUUCGCCCGUUGUUCAAAUGUUGGAAUUGCCCCAGGACGCUGGGGAGGAAGAGAAAAAUGAAGAAACACAAAACGAUGACAAUGAAGUGAAAAGUGAACAAGAAACACUGGGAGAAACUACCAGCCAGCAGGAUGCUGCUGCUGCUGCGGAACCCGAGGCAAUUUUCGAAGCCAUGAAACAAAUUGAAAAACAAUUCGAAGACGAAGAACAGCAUGGACAUGAUUCGGAAGAGCCCAAAAAGGAGGAAUUCGAAAAUUUGCCCACUCUUAUGGCUGCCAGCCAGGAAGCUGAAGAGGAGGACGAUGAAGAGGUUGCCGUACCCCAAGAAUCGGAUAACCAAGAAAUGAUUGGUGUCGUCAUGGAACAGCAGCAGGCUGAUGAACAUGAAAAUGUUGUCGAGGAUGCCUUGGAAACUUUGGAAAAGGAGGAGACCGCAAAACCAGUUGAGGAAGUGAACGCCGAAACUCAUGAGGAAUCUCAGGCCAAUGAGGAAGUGAAGGACGCUGAAAAAACCUCUCAUGAUGAUGAGGAAGAAAUUAAGACCAACGAAGAAUCAGAAACUCCAAUGGCUGAGGAAGUUGAGAAAGCUGAAGAAGAGCCAAUGAAGGUUGCCGAAAAUCAGGAAACUGAAAAUUCCACAGUGGAAAAAUCUGAAGAACCCAUGACCGCUGAAGUAGAAUCCUCGGGAAUUCAAAUGGUUGAAGAACCUGUCGUCAUUGAAACCCUUGUCGAAAAUGUGGCAUCUCCAGCCGCUGAAGAAGCUGCCCAAGAAGAAGAGCUCAAGACGGAAACUGCUGAAGAGGAGAAGAAAGAGGAGGAGCAGGAAGAAGCUAAGCCAGAAGUAAGCAUUAUGAAUGAUGAAACUUUGGAUGUAAUCGAGAAGCUCGAGGGUGAAGCUUCAGCUGAAGAAACUUCAUCGGCUGAUGUGACCCACGAAGAAACUCCCAAUGAAGACAUUACCCAGGACAAGGCUGAAGAAAGUCAAGUCCAAAAUGAUGCCGAAGAAGAAGCUAUGCCAACAGAAGAAGAAAAGCCUGUACAAUCUGUUGCUGAGGUCAGUUCUGCUGAAGAAACUCAAGCUGCCCCAGAAAUGCCAGUUUCAGAGGAAUCACAGCAAAAACCCGAUUCCAUUGAGGACGAAUCAAAUUCGGAACAGAAAGUGGAAGAAGAACCAAUGCCAGCAGCAGCUGAAGAGGCUCAAGCUCCUUUGGAAGAUGAAAAGCAAGUCGAAGAAACCCAAGAACAAGAAUCCGAAACAGAGACAGCUGAAGAAGUUCCAGUUGCUGAAGAAAUUCCAGAUGCCGAGGAAUCUCAAAACGCUGAAGAAGAAACGCCAGCAGAAUCUCAAUCUUCUGAAAAUGAUCAACAAGCAGAAGCCACCGAAGAAGAAAAAACUUCUGCCGAAGAAGAGCAAACAGAGGCUGCCGAAAGCCAUGUUGAUGAAGUAAGCCAAUCCCUGGAAGAAGCUAAACCUGUUGAACAGGAAAUGAGUGAAGACAGCUCAGUGGUAGCUAAUGAAGAAGAACAACCAAAGGAAGAAAUGAUUGAAGAAUCCAAACCUGUGGACGAAUCCCAAACUAACGAAGAUGCCCAGUCUGAUGACGAAAUCCAGCCUGAAAUUCAAGCUGAUGAAUUGCCAGUCGUUGAGGAAGCCAUGCCAGCCGAGGAGAGUCAAAGUGGGGAAAAAUUGGAACCUGCCAUGGAAGCUCAUACCGUUGAGGAAGAGCAAGUCGCUUCUGAGGUAGCUCAAGAAUCUGUAGAAGUAGCCAAACCCGUGGAAGAAGAACAGGACAAAUUGGAAGAAGUCAAACCUGUCGAAGAAGCUCAGGAAGAGAGUCAAACCAUGGACGGUGAACAACCUGCCGAGGAAUUGGCAUCCGCCGAGGAAGCCAAGCCCGUCGAAGAAACUGAGACUAUGGAAGCUGAUAAACCCGCUGAAGAAACGGAAACCAUGGAUGAACCUAACCCCGUUGAGGAAACCCAAAAAACUGAAGUCAUGGAAGAAGUUAAGCCUGCUGAAGAAUCUGCUGCCGUUGAGGAAGCUAUGACUGCUGAAGAAACAAAACCUGUUGAGGAAAUUGAGGAGGCUAAACCUGUGGAGGUAUCUGAAACUAUGGCCGAUGAAAUGCCUGCUGAAGAGUCUUUAACUGAUUCUGCCGCCAUGGAAGAACCCAAACCCGUUGAAGAAACCCAGUCCAUGGAAGCUGUUGAUUCUGCUCCCGAAGAAGUUCAACAAAUGGAUGAAAUUGUCGCUGCCGAAGAAACCCAACAAAUUGAAGAAAACAAACCCGCUGAAGAAGUCCAAGGUGUGAAGGAAGAAAGCGCAUCAGUUGAGGAAGCUAAAGUCGAGGAGGAAGUUAAGCCCGUUGAGGAAGUUCCAGCCAUAGAAGAAUCGAAACCCAUUGAAGAAGCUCAGGAAAUGGAAGAAGUCAAACCCGCAGAAGAAAUGCAAACGCUUGAAGAAGUUAAGCCCGUAGAAGAAACCAUGGAAGAGGUCCAAGCUCAAGAAGAAGCCAAACCUGUUGUCGCCAUGGAAGAAGUAAUAGAAAAUGAAGAGAAAGAACAACAAUCUCAAACCAUUAUGGCCGAUGAAACUCAAAACGAUGAAGUUAUCCCAGCUGAAGUACCCGCUGAAACUGAGAUCAUUGCCGAAACCCAAACGCCAUCUGUUGAAGAUGUCAAACCUGAAUUGAUCAGUGCAAUCUUCCCCCUGUCCGAUGAAAUGCAAGUCAUGGUUGAGGACCAAGCCGUCGAAGCAGAAAAACCUGCCGAAGAAGAAAAUACUCACAAAGAAGCUGAGACAAAUGUCCUAGCCAAUGAAGAAUCUCUACAAACUGAAGUGCCAAAGGAAGAAUCUACCCAGGAAGUCAGUGAAAAUAAGGACGAUACCGUACUCAACGAUGACACUGAUAAUGCCAUUAAUGUUGAACAGCCACAACAACAACCCACACAACAAACCUCCAUUUUGACCACCAUUGUCCAGGUGCCAGUUGUUGCCAAGCCUGAAGAAGUCAUUCCAGAUCAAGCCAUUGUUACUACCGAGAAACCCCUCAACGUUGUCGACAGUGUUCUUAACUAUGUCAACGCUUCGUUUAUGAAUCAAAUGAGCUAUGAGGAGAGCAACCUGCCUGUCCAGAAACAAGAAGAUGCACCCUUCAACUCGAAAUUGAGACGUUAUGAUGGCGCCCAAGUAUGGCGUAUUGUUGUGCAAAACGAUCGCGAAAGAAAGUUGGCCGAUGAAUUGCAAUCGAAAUUUGAUGGUCAAUUAUGGAAGGAGGUCAAACAAGAAGUCGACUACUUGUUGAAACCACAAGUCUUGGCCGAUGCUGAACGUCACGUGAGAAGCGCCAACUUAUCGCGCAUUGUGCUCAUUGAUAAUUUACAACAGGCCAUUGAAGUUGAAAAUCCACCGGCCGAAGAAAUUGCACAAUUGCAAAAUAGAAAGGGACACCGUUUGACAUGGCAGGCCUAUCAUCGUUUGGAAGAUAUCCACGGUUUCUUUGAUUACAUGGCUAAAACUUAUCCCGACAUUUGUUCCGUUGAAACCAUUGGUUAUUCGAUUGAAAAGCGUCCUUUGAAGAUUUUGAAGAUCUCCAAUGGCAAUGCCAAUAACCCCGGUAUUUGGAUUGAUGGUGGUAUGCAUGCCCGUGAAUGGAUUAGUCCCGCCGUUGUCACCUUUGUUGCCAAUCAAUUGGUUGAGGGUUGGGAUGAUUUGCCCGCCUACAUGCGUAAUGUCAACUGGUACAUUCAUGCCGUGGCCAAUCCUGAUGGUUAUGAAUAUUCGCACACCACUGAUCGUUUGUGGCGUAAAAAUAUGAGAUCCCAUGGUCGUGCCUGUCCCGGUGUUGAUUUGAACCGUAACUUUGGUUAUAAAUGGGGUGGUAAGGGUACCUCGGCCAAUCCCUGCGCCCAAACCUACCGCGGCUCCAAGGCAUUCUCUGAACCUGAGACAUUCUAUAUUUCCAAAUACAUUAGCAAUUUCCCCAGAGACACAUUCAAGGCAUACUUGUCGUUCCACAGUUAUGGUCAAUACAUUUUGUAUCCAUGGGGCUAUGACUAUCACAUUACCAAGGAUAUGGCUGAUUUGGAUUUGGUGGCACGUCAAGCAGGAACAACCAUAACCCGCAGAAGUGGUGUUAAGUACACAGUUGGUGCCUCGGCUCACACUUUGUAUCCCGCUUCCGGUGGCUCCGAUGACUGGGCUAAGGGCUUUGCUGGCAUCAAAUAUGCCUACACAAUUGAAAUGGGUGACACUGGUCGUUUCGGUUUUGUUCUCCCAGCCUCCUAUAUUGAACCGAAUGGCAAGGAUGGCUAUACAUUUGUGGAGACUGUUGCUCGUGCCAUUACCAUGGGCAAGAAUGCUCGCAGACGUAAACUGAAGGCCAGCAUCGCCAACACCACCACACAAUAGAGAUAAGGAGUAAGGAACAAGCAGCCUAGAAAGGAGGCCAUAUAACGGUCUAGUAAUUUUAGUGCCAAGAUUUAUACAAAGUAUAAAUCUUUUAAUGAAUGAAACACAAAACACACUAACAAUGUAUAAGGAUAAAUUAGCAUAAAUUAUUUAUUGAUAUAUUUUAGGUAAUUUAUUUAUUUAUUUAUUAUU
Musca domestica (house fly) is the source of this 5092-nucleotide messenger RNA. RefSeq names its product titin. Gene Ontology annotation, biological process: proteolysis. Bases 38 to 4900 code for a protein of 1620 amino acids. The transcript has 6 exons. Lineage: Eukaryota; Metazoa; Arthropoda; Insecta; Diptera; Muscidae. Gene Ontology annotation, molecular function: metallocarboxypeptidase activity; zinc ion binding. The record is from RefSeq and is a predicted model, not a curated record.